This is a messenger RNA of Penicillium macrosclerotiorum, 780 nucleotides long. RefSeq lists its product as uncharacterized. The transcript has a single exon. Bases 1 to 780 code for a protein of 259 amino acids. NCBI's taxonomy places the organism in Eukaryota, Fungi, Ascomycota, Eurotiomycetes, Eurotiales, Aspergillaceae. The record is from RefSeq and is a predicted model, not a curated record.
AUGUCCGACCUCCUCAGCUCACGCUGGGCCCCCGGCGCCCAUGCCUCUCCCCCCCAAGCGCCCCCGCCCCCAGCCCACCGCCGCCGCCCCCGCUCCGAAAACCGCAUUCGCACCGGGCUGUCUCCCAUCAGGACGACCACCACCAGCACGACCACCACGCUCCUCCCCCCGGCCGAAGAACUGGCCCGGUUCAUGAAGAUCAUCGCCCGGCUCCGCUGGAAACUGCCCUUCCUCGCCGAAGCCUACCGCCUCGCGAGCACGGCUGACCCCACCGCCGAACUCAUGUUCAAGCUCGACUUCCACGAGUACUACGCGCUGCUCGAACGUGCCCUCGUCCAUCUCCUCGCCGUCUUCAAUGUAACCGUCAGCGGGCGCGAUUCCACCAGGUCGGGCCUUCACCGGUACCAUGCGAAUGUGCUGGCGGCGCUGGCGGAAGAGCGCACGCCGCUAGCGCCGGUUCUAGGCAACGGGCCCGUGCUGGGGUGUCUGCAGCAGGCGAAGGAGCUGCGGAACCGGUGGAAGACGGCGGGGAUGACGGAGCGCGAGAAAGAGAUGGAUGUUAUUGGGGAACGGGGGGAGGCGCGGCCAUUGGCGAGCUACGAUUUCGAUGGCAUUUUGAGUGGCAUUUUUGCCGGGCUGGAGGGGGCGUAUGCGCGCGCGAGGGAACAUGUCGAGCUGUGUCGGAAGCCGGGGGAGGAGGGCGAGGAUAUCCACGCGAUUGGGCGAGAGGAGGCGGAUUGGGAGUUUAUGGUGGAUGCGAUGGAUUGGGAGGCUGUGUGA